Astyanax mexicanus (Mexican tetra) is the source of this 4615-nucleotide messenger RNA. RefSeq names its product transmembrane protein 132C. The transcript has 9 exons. The record is from RefSeq and is a predicted model, not a curated record. NCBI's taxonomy places the organism in Eukaryota, Metazoa, Chordata, Actinopteri, Characiformes, Acestrorhamphidae. The coding region runs from base 788 to 4066 and encodes 1092 amino acids.
CACGGUAGCGCUCAGUGUGCGGGCGGAGCGCUCGAGCUGAGCUACACGGACUUGACGGCAACCUGCGUGCACACGCACACUGGCACACGCGCGCGCUCGCUCGCGCACGGAGACGCUUGUUGGUUUGCUCGCGAGUUACACUGCACUGUUUUUAUUGUUUAUUGUUUGCUAUGUUUUUCUCUCACUCUCCGCGUGGAGCCAUGAAGGGGUUUUGGGAGGGGGGUCGCUCCCUCCCGGCGAGGUGCACGAGCUGAAGUGCGGGAGCGCGCGCACACCGGGAUUUUUUUUUUGUUGUUGCUGCUUUCAUCGCUGUUUUUUGCGUAACCGGCGCAAAGUUGCGCGUGAAACCAGGGGUUCGGACGGGUGCGCGUACCGUUAAGGGCUGUGGGUUCAGUGCCAGCACGCGCCAACGUGCAAACAACAUGCACUUGCUCUGGACUCUGCAGGCGGGUGCUCUCGCUCGUGCCGGGGAUGUGCAUGACUAACCCAGCGAGCAGCGUGGCGUAGCACCACAUCAACAAACCAACAAACAAACAAACAAGCAGAAACAAACAACAUUCCGCCGCGUGCAGCCCUAUCCCCUGAACCGUGAACAAGUUUUGGAGUUAUUUUUGGGCGCGCGCGCACCGGGAUACUGUUUUAGCGCUAUGCACCGCGGGAUGCACGAGCUUGUGCUGCUGCUGCUGUGAGGCUCGAGAUCUCCAUCACAGGACUAGGCUAUUCGGAUCCCACUCUCUCGCUCUAAAACCCCCGCGCGCGCCAGUGGUUUGCCGUGGCUGGAGCAAACAUGUUGCGCGUGGUGGUGUGCGCGCUGCAUUCGCUCGUGCUGUUGCUCGGAGUUACAGACAGCCGGAUCCUGGAAAGCCUUCAGCGUUACUCCUCCUCCCCCACUUACCUGCCUGUCAGUUACCAGCUCCUCAACACCGAGUCAUCCUUCUUCCUCAAGGAGGCCACGCAAGACUUCAUGCGCAACUCCAGCCUCCUGUCCAGAACGGAACUGUUCUUCAUCCAUCAAGCUAGGAGAGCUCCAGCCAUCACUGCCAGCUAUGGUACUCUCUCGGUGGAGCAGCCCGUGCCCGUGGACCUCCUCCAGACCCCUGGCACCUUUGUGACCACCUCAACCCUCUUCACCUUCAACUGGAAGGUGCAGACUUUUGUUCUUACAGAGAAGAUCUUUCUGGACAAGUCCAAGGUCCAGGUUCUUUUCUAUGUAGCAGGGAGGGACUGGGAUGACUACACCACCGUGGACAAGCUGCCUUGCGUGCGGAUGUUCGCCUUCCACGAGACGCAAGAAGUCCGCGGCAGCUGCAGGCUCCGGAGCGAGCUGGGGAUCUGUGUAGCAGAGCUGGAGCCUCUUCCCGGGUGGUUUGCGCCCCCUAGUGUGGUUCCCGGACGUCAGAGGGGCAUGGAUUCGUCCAAAGGAACUCCUGUGGAGCUUUAUUACUCACUCCACGUGGUGGAAAGUGGCGAGUGCCUUGGAGAGGAGUCUGCCGAUAGGAAUUCUGCCCGACCGGAACAAGAGGGUAUUUUUGGAUCUGCCACGUCAACGCCUAUGAGGAGGAUUGGAAGCGUGAGGUUGUUCUGGACACCGGCUGUUCCGGAAUUGUCCGAACAACGGCUGGAUGGGAAUUUUGCAGUGCUCGUGCCGUUAGCGCCGGUCCGGCCGAGGGAUAGUGUGUCGGCUUAUGUCGCUGCUUCACCCUACUCGCCUGUGGAGAUGUUCACACUGAGGGUGAAGCUAAAGGACGGAGUAGCGUUUUUAGGGGCGAGACCCUGUAACCCCACGCUGUGGAUGGUCAGUCAGGAUGUCAGGACGGAAGGUCAUAAGGUCGUGACCCUGCACUGCCGGAGGAAAGAGUCCAGCUAUGGACAGAGGGUGGAGCCUGGUUGGCAGAGGGUGGUGCAGGUGGAUCUGGAGAUGGAUGUUACAGUGGAUAUGGUGGGCAGUGGCUCGAUCUCCUGGAUGGUGGAGUAUCCUGGUAUCAGAGCGGGUUCAGAAGAGGCUGAGACUCAGAUCCACGUCGUGCAGAAGGAGCUGGCUGGAGUGAUCCCGCUGGCCAUGGACUCUGAGAUUUUGAACACAGCCGUGCUGAAUGGCAGGACAGUGGCGGUGCCGGUGAAGGUGGUGACGGUGGCGGUGGACAGUACCAUUACUGACGUGUCGGACAUUGUGGGAUGCCGGUCUAUGGACGAGGAUGUGGUAAAGGUUUCAGACCGGUGUGAUUAUGUUUAUGUGAAUGGGAAGGAGAUGAAGGGCCACGUGAGGAUGAUGGUGAACUUCACCUUCAGCAGCAUUCAGGUUCAGCUGGAGCUGAAGGUGUGGCUGCCCCGCCUGCCCCUCCACAUUGAGCUGUCCGACACAGAGCUCAGUCAGAUAAAGGGCUGGAGGAUCCCCACCACAUCAAACAUGCAGAGAUCUGUUCGAGACAGUGACGAUGAUGAUGACGAAGAGCGAAGGGGGCGGAGCUGUACACUUCAGUACCAGCGGACCAUCGUGAGGGUGCUCACGCACUUCGUAGCAGAAUCAGGAGACGCUCGGGGUCAGCUGGUCUACUUGCUGGGCUCUGAUUGGCAGGUGGAUAUCACUGGGCUGGUGUGGGACUUCUUGAAGGUGGAAGACCCUCGAAUUGCACGACUGCUGGAUGGACGUCUUCUGGAAGGGAUGGACACUGGCAUGACCAGCAUUCAGGUUCUGUCUCCUCUCUCUGACUCUAUCCUGGCGGAGAGAACAGUGCGGGUGCUGGAUGAGAGAGUGAGCAUCACUGAACUCGGACUGCAGCUGGUCAGCGGCCUCACGCUUAACCUACAGCUCAGCACGGGGAGCAACCGAGCAAUCAGCGCCACGGCAACCACCCAGGAAGUGCUCAACAGCCCCAAACAGGAGGCACUAAUCAGUGCUUGGCUGCAGUUUAGCGACGGCUCCAUGGCCCCUCUGGACCUGUACAACGCUGAACACUUUGUCCUCACUGCGAUCUCGCUGGACGAGGAGGUGGUCACCGUUCGGCAGGACGCUGCAGGUCGUUGGCCAGUCAUCUCGGCGGAGGCGGAAGGUCAAGGUCUUCUGGUGAGGGUGGAGAUGACCGUCUGUGAGAUGUGCCAGAAAUUUAAACGUCGAAGCGUCUUGGCUGCUGGAAACUGCAACAUUCGCGUGAAGUUUGGACAUAGUGAAAGCUCCUCGAGACCUUCUGCUGCAGACUACGGGGACGAGAUUGAAAACCGUCCGAUGGACCGCCGGCCCAAUCCGAACUUGCCGGACAGAACCGGAAUGGAUGGCCACUACUACGGAAGCUCAAUCUCAGAUAUGGAGGAUGGAGUGAUGAGAAGAAUCACAACCACGACUAAAACGGCCAUCACCAGAAAAGCCGGUGGAGAUAAGCUUUCAGACGACGGGAGUCAGGCAAUCGACUUCUCCGAUUUUCCAGCUCAAGUGGACCUUCCUAGAGGGCGCAACGUGUUUGACGAUGACCUGAUCCAGACCCCUCGAGGACUCACGGACCUUGAGAUCGGGAUGUACGCCUUGCUCGGUGUCUUCUGCUUGGCCAUCCUGGUCUUCCUCAUCAACUGCAUCUCCUACACACUGAAGUAUCGCCACAAGGAGCUGACCAUCGAAGGUCAAGAGAGCAUGAAUCAUGCACACGAUUGGGUUUGGCUUGGGAACGAGGCAGAACUUCUGGAAAGCCACGUAAGUCUGUCACCGCAGACGGACGAGCAAAUCACCAUCAUGGACUCCAGCAUAGGAGGGCUGGAGGAGGGUAGCCACCUCCUGAAUGGAGGGUCUUUGCAGAAGAACAUCCAAAGUCAGGUACACAGAGGAGCCGAGAACACCACGGUCUGCACAGGAAAAGACAGCAAAGGGGAUUCGCCGACGAGCAAGAGGAAACGAGUGAAGUUCACCACCUUUACCACCAUUCCGGUGGAAAGCAUCUGCGCAGCAAGCGAGACUCUAGGGGUGGGGCCUAACGAGGACAUAAAGUGGGUGUGUCAGGAUGUGGAACUAGGGGACUCCAAAGAACUGCGGAACUACAUGGAGCGACUAAACGACAGUGCUUUAAAAGAGGUGGCGUAGUCGACACCGCCGCAGUGUGCGCUGCAGAACUGCAGAACUCACCCUUAUGCCUUUUUACACGAAAAAGAGUCCGAAAAAACAGGGAACAGUCACCGUAUCAACCACAAACUCACCGGACUACGAAGAUCAUCCCUUACAUAACACGAGAUACGUGCGUCGUCGUAUCUCUUGGGUCGUAUUCUAUUCGGCAACCGAGCGCUGAUGGAUAGACGUGCUAACUGACGUCAGGAGAAACUACGACUAAAACAAGCUUAUAAAAGAGAAAUAUCAGUUGAGUACACUUUUUUAAAAAUGUUUGUUUCGUUUAUAAUUCUUUAUUACCUUUUUUUUUGCUGUGUUCAUUUAUAAUUCAAUUAUUUUAGCGCCUUUUGUAGUUGGAGAAAAAAAAAAAAGAAAGACACGACAGUUUUGCCAAGCUUGCCAACGCUCUGCGCACAUCUACAGAAGCCUACAGUACAGAACAGUAUGCAGAUGGUAGACCAAGGAGUGUAAUAUCGAUGCAUAUUCAAACCAUUGUAAAUAAAGUGCACAUAGAAUUCUUUUGACAGA